AUGACUACGACGCUCUCACCGGAGCAGCAAGCAGGACUCAAUGCACUUGGAGUGACCUUGGAGCAGUUCCAGUUCUACCACGCCCGUAGAAUUGAUGGAAGAUAUCUCACCCAGUCGAUGGCUACUCUACUUCUCUACGAUUUCCUGCUCACAUUUGCGGACGAGGUUCGAUACGUCUGGCAGACGAAGCCGGCGUUCUCAGUCGCCAAAGUUUUGUGGUUCCUGAAUCGUUAUUGGCCAUUAGCGAGCGUGUUCGUGAGGAUUUGGGCAAUGGCAUACGCCCGACCAACCCAAGCUGCGUAUGUCAAUCUGAAAGAGACUAAUCGACCUAUUGAACACCAUACAGUUGCAGUAUUGCCAUUCAAUUCACCGCCUGGAGCGGCCUGGUCCAUCAAUAUCGCCAUUGUCGACGUGUUGCUCAUGCUCCGUGUUUGGGCAUUGUACAAUGGUUCACGAAAAGUCAUGUGGAUCCUCAUUGCCAUCUUUGCAAUUGGCCUGCCGUCCGCUAUUGCCAUUCGUGGGGUGCCGCCUCUGCCGACUAUACCACUCGUCACCCCUGCACCACGCAGCUUGACAGUAUGCAAACGGUCACCGCCAAGUGAAUUAUUCAGCUUGUUCACAAUGGCAUUAGCUAUCGAUACGGUCAUUUUCGCCAUGGUCAUUGUAAAAGCCUGGGGAAAGAAGUUUCGCAGUCAAACGCCGGUCCUCACGGUCCUCAUUCGCGACGGUGCGCUCUACUAUGCCGCCAUUACCGCCGUACUUGUAUUCAUGAUCACCGCAACCAUGGUCCCGGUUCUUUAUCAGCCGGUCGCGGAUGCAAAUCUCAACAUUCCGCUCUGCUCGCUUGCGUGUAACCGACUCAUCCUGUCCCUGCGCGGUGUCUACUUCAAGGCGGCCAACGCACAGCAAACGACGAUUCCGACCAUGGAUCUGACAAGCCGUCCACGGAUGGUGAACAACAAUACGACACGCGACAUUCAACUGGACCACCUCGCGAGCCCACGGAGUGCAAACCCGUUUAUCGGAAGGUACAAGGGUGAGGACGAGUACGACUGGGUACCAUCUUCGACUGCUACCGCAGCCACGACCACCGAACGAGAAGGUGUUGUAGAUAUUAGUUCUGGCGGGCAUGCGAGACGACAUUCGAUUGGGCGCACGCAAGCUUCUGUCAAAUGGCGUCCAGCACAAGUAACGGUCACACAGACACAGACCGUCUUUGGCGACGAUGGCGUCGACUUGGCGGUUCAUCUCCCCGCAGAGGACCUCGCGGCUGUCGGCAAUACUCCAAAUCAAAACGAACCAUUGGCUCAUUCCGGUGGGAAAAGCGCAUAUCAUCAGCACCAGCAAUCAAAGGGCCUGGACUGGUGGGAUAUGCGAAGUGAGAAUGAUAGUCGGUCACCCACGGAACAUUCUAUGCUCUCGCGGGGCGGAAGCACAGGAAACGGAGCAUAUCGUACGGUUCGGCAGGAUAGAAUCGACGAGGAACAUGAAGGAGACUCUCCUCGUCAGCAUACGGGCAGGGCGCUCUAA
Messenger RNA from Serendipita indica DSM 11827, 1530 nucleotides. The record is from the annotation of a GenBank genome assembly. Lineage: Eukaryota; Fungi; Basidiomycota; Agaricomycetes; Sebacinales; Serendipitaceae.